AUGGAUAAUCUUAUUCAUGAACUGUUAAAUUUUACGAAGGACUAUAGCAAUAUUUGUAACAAUGCUAGUAUCGGCGGUACAGGUGGUAAUGUUAGUGGUAAUGUUAGUAGUUAUAGAAAUAUGUUUAGAGAUAUUUUAGAAAAUGCUAGAAAACGAGAGGAAAUAAUACAUCAUAAAUCUGAAAUUAUGAAAAACGAGAUAAAAA
Molecule: messenger RNA, 205 nt
Organism: Entrophospora candida
Lineage: Eukaryota; Fungi; Glomeromycota; Glomeromycetes; Entrophosporales; Entrophosporaceae
Source: the annotation of a GenBank genome assembly